AGGUUGCGCUUCAAGUAGCCAGGCCAGGGAGUUCAAGUAAGGUUAGUUGUCAAAUGCGCCACGUGAGCUUCACGAUACGAGAUAAUAAUCUACACACAAUCAAGAAAAUCAAAAAAAUCAUCACGAAAAAAGUUAGCGCGGGAGUUUCAAGUGCAAGUGGAUUUCUAGCUCCGGCACGUGUCUUGUUCGGUGGAACACAGAACACAGCUCAGUUCAAGAUCGAAAAUGCAAAGAAACAUGCAAUCGUCAUGUGAAAGGCCUGCGAUAACUAACUUACUCCAGCGACUUUCCAGUCAGAAAGACCGUUUGCUGUACAACAACCUGAUAGUUUGAAGCCAUGUCAAGUGAACACCCGUCUCGAGCUCUGCCUGUGGAUGCAGUUGAGAUCAAGAAGAUGCGAAAGAUGCGGAGUGAUUUAGAGAAACGCAUCAAACAACAGGAAAAGAGGCUAGAGCGAGCACUGGACAAGCGUCGCCGUUCCUCUACUCCACUCAAGUCACCCAUCCAGUGCUGUACACCAUCACCGACUACUGCUAGUGGUCAUCAAGCAGCAGCCCUGUCUGUUGUACGGCCAUCCACCACACCAAACCAAGCUCAGAAGCCUGACGUCCGUGCUAGCAAGCCGGAACAGAACUCUCCUGAAAAGGUUGUCACGGCUCCGUCUUCUGACUGCCCCGACACUGGACAUGCUGAUUCACACAGCGCAGACACAGUGACCUGGGUGCCUGGUCUGCCAUUCCCAGCCGAGUACUAUGUCCGCACAACACGGAAAAUGUCCGCAACGUCAUCACAGCCGACUGAGGGGACAGGUGUACGUUGCUCUCCCCUAUUGCCUUCUUCGACACCAAGCCCAUCCAGGCGACCUAAAGGACGCGGCCCAUCACAGCGGCACAACCGCCUAGCUGCUGCUACUACUCCUGUCCCUUCUGGUGCCCCUGAUACUUGUACAAAUGCAGCAACAGCUGCAACUGAGGCGGUGGUAUCGUGUCAGAGUGCCAGUGAAUCUGAUUACAGUGGUGCAAACACCGACGAUGCUCGGCUCGAAGCACGCAUUGGCAACUUGAUCACGGGUGGAGUGGCUGCUGAUAAUGCGUUCAUUGCCACACACACCGACGAGGAAGAGUGUGAUCAGUUUUGCUUGGCGGCACACUCGCCUCGCACGGACCAUCUUGUGUCGGAUAGCGUCUGCCCACCACCCAGUGAGCCUAAGUCUGUGCCUGAAGAAACAUGUGCUAAGACCACCCACCCACCACAGGGAAACAGUAGAGGCGCAGGUGGAAGCGGAGAAGACAUUGCCAGCUCUCCCUUCUCUUGUUAUUCAGAUACCCAGCACUCUGAGACAGCCGAGUCUUCGCAAGGCUCUGCAGAUUCUCAGCCUCGGUCUGCUUCGGGCAAAAGUGUACCUAAAGAAGUCCUUGCACUACUAUCUGAUGCCCAUGCUGUUACAGACUCUGGUCCACGCAAGCGGAGGUCCAGAGUCUCGCUGGACCGCUCACCGAGACCAAAGAAACUAGCCAGACCCAUGCCAUCUUCUCCGAUGGUUGCCAAGGCCAGGGCAUUUUUCCCUUCUCCCUCUGUUCUCCCGGACAACUGCCAUCUCUUUUCGCCCAGAGAGUUCAGCCUGCCAGCAGAGUUCGACGAGCUGAUAUCGUUGAAGAAAGCCAAGGGAGAGCAUUGUCCGCUGCCCCGUGUACAAAGUGACAUUGUUGCAGAACCCCGACCUGAACUUGAUGGGACCGAAUGCAUGAGUGAAGCAAUGCCUUCCGGCAUAUCAUCAUCAUCUGCUCAGAAGCAAGAUGAAGGUGCUGCUCUGGUGCGCUGUCAACCAGCCACGCCUCUAUUCCAUGAACUGCCUUCGGAGCAGAUACCUGUGUCCGAGAAAGGGUCAGGCUUAGCCUUCAGUGACGAUGGGCAUCAGUUAGAGAUGGUUGGUACAAGCAAUGCUGUAUCAAUGCCACAUUGUGCUUCGCCACCUUGCAGCGAACCUCCACCAUCGGACUCCAAAGUUCUGACUGAAACGUCACUGGAUGAGAGUACAGCCCACCUUGACAAUGCACUGAUAGAUUUCUCCAUUGACUACACUUUACCAUGUUCGCCCACAUCGCCACAUGUCGAGACAAUGCCCAAGUGUGAUUCACAGCAGCAGGCUGUCUCUUCAGAGCCCGUUUUGCGAAGCCAGUCACCACCUCGGCAUGAAUCUCUUGUCAAUGAUGGUUCCCCACCCAAAUCUCAACUGCCCCGCUGUCACGAGCCUGUAUUGGAUGAACUUCAAUGCCCUUCAGCGGCAGAUGAGUCUACCAAUACCAGUAUGACCGGCAAAGUGAGGCAUGGUGCUGCAGCUACUCCUACUCCUACGCCCGAUCCGGAUAUCUCUCUGAAGCAUCACUGUGUUUUAUCGCACGAUUUCAUAGGAACGACAACUCAGCCUGUUCGCUGCAUUGCAUUCGGUUCACGGCGACUGCCGGCAGCUAGUAACAGCACAUCACCUGUGCGCAUACAGCCGGUGCUAGCUGUUGCAUUUCCACGUCUGCUGGUGCUAUGGGCAGCGUGCGGUAGUGUUUCAACAGCAUCUGGUGGUUCAGAUCAGUACUUGAUGUGGGAAGUUCUUGAUAAGUGGCACCUGAAUGAGGAUGAGCACAUUGACAUGGUGCGUGUACUUGACCAGUCACAAAGCGACUCAGCCGUUGCUAUCGUUGGUGGCCAGUUUGCUGACACCCCAUGCUGUGUGUUUGGUGUGGAUGGUGAUGAUGAAAAGCAACGCUGCCCUCUGGUAUCCCAAGACCCCGUGCACAGCUGGCCCUCAUCCGAUUCCAGGCAAUUCCAGUGCCUCUCUGCACACGUUUUGCCUGCAGUGGACAAGAAGCCAGGUACACACGAGUGCGGUGACUUGUCAUGUCAAGUUGUGCUCUCUAUCGCUGAUCAUCUUCUCGAUCAAGUUCAGAUUUCAGUGUGGAAUAUCAACUGCAGCGGAUGGCGAUUGUUGGAAGGAGAAUACUCUUUGCCCACUCCACACAGCCUCUUGGGAGUGAAGUCCUUUGCACACGCAGCAAACUCAUCCGGUCUUCUUCUAGCUACUUCACACGAUUCUCUUCUUGUUUGGAACUUGGAGCAAAGGACACUGUGUUGCUUACUGCCACUACACUGUGGAGGUCGUGUUGAAGAGCCGUUACUGCUGAUUGCAGAACAACAGCAGCAGGAUCUUCUGUUUGUCAUCAUUGGUCUGGUGGGACCUGAACCUGAUUCACAUGGUACAGGUCACCAGAGUUGUGCCGGGUACCUGUUGGCUGUGGACGUGGCAGCAUCACGAUGUGCGCUUGUCCGUGAGUACAAGCAACAAGAGACAAGCCCGCCUUUGAAAAACGCUGUAGCCUCUAUAUCUUCGUCACAGAACAUCCUCUCAGCAGCCAUAGGCAGUGGUUGUGUUCGAUUUUGGCGUUCAAAUCAGCCUCAGAGUUCAACCAUCUUCAAAUGGCAAGGUCCUGUGGACCAUGUUGCUUGCGCCUCUGAGCGCGGUCUGCUGGCAGUGGCGGCCCGAGAACAUGGCGAUGUUAGCCUGGUAUCGGUGCAAAGUUGAUCAAUAUUGUUUUCUUUUUUUCGCGUCAUGGCUGUGGGCUGGCAGAUCUUGAUGUCUUCAUUUGCUUUGUGUCAAGCUGUGCUGGUCAUUUACUCACACUUCCUGCUGUACAUGUAUGCAUCAUAGGAAUGACGCAUUGGCGAUUACUUAGAAAAAAUAUUAUAUGCUUAUCCGUAAAAUAUGUUAUGAUUGAGUCACAAACUUCUACUGUUCACAGCUCUAUCCGGGACUCACAGUGUCUGCUACCCCGAUGUGGUGCUAUUCUAGUCAUUGCACAGAUAUGCCCUGUUCUAAUAGUUAUAUGAAUAUGAUAAAUGAAAGCCAGCAUCUCAUCUAGCUUUGUGGUGUUGCUUUUGUUGUGUAUUUUGCAGCACCCUGAAGCGCACAGAAUACGAUAAGCACUACUAUAUACCUAAGCUAGACAGCUAAGUCCAAUUCAUUAUGAAUAUCAUGUCAAUGCCGUAACUAAACCAAACAAUUUUAUUAAUUCUACUGCUGAACCGGUCAGUUCUCGACGCAGCGCUCGCAUUCUAAGUACAUUUGUAUUUCCCCUUUCCUCGUGAUGGAUCUCCUCCACAGUAUUGGUGAUGCUUCUUUUGAAGUUAAAGUAGAAGAAAUCAGA
Molecule: messenger RNA, 4196 nt
Organism: Sycon ciliatum
Lineage: Eukaryota; Metazoa; Porifera; Calcarea; Leucosolenida; Sycettidae
Exons: 15
Coding region: 338-3574 (1078 amino acids)
Molecular function (GO): protein binding
Source: RefSeq, a predicted model, not a curated record